Molecule: messenger RNA, 4110 nt
Organism: Phytophthora infestans T30-4
Lineage: Eukaryota; Oomycota; Peronosporomycetes; Peronosporales; Peronosporaceae
Exons: 4
Coding region: 1-4110 (1369 amino acids)
Source: RefSeq, a predicted model, not a curated record
AUGAGGCGCUUCCCAACGCCACUAAUGACUUGCGAUUGCUUGAGCGUGGAAGGAGAAGUGUUUGUGACGGCGUUUAACAGUGUGUGUGCCAUCACGGAUCUCAUGGCAGCUAUACGAUGCUUUGUAAAUCUCUCCAUCGAUGUAAUCUCCCCAGUAUUAUAUUUCAAUCCUGGCUAUCUGUACGCGUUGGAUGAAUUAUCUGAGCUAGCGUUGGGGUUUCUGCCACUAGCGGUACCAGAAGUCGACCGACGUUUCCGAACACCUUUAGUGGAUAUUGUGCGCAGACUCCUGCACGGAAGAAUUGGUGUCACGGUAAAGAAUGCAGGUGUUCGUCUCCUCUGCGCUGCAACGUCCUUCGACUCAGCAGAUUAUUUGGAGGUUAACGUGCACCGGGUCCGUGUUGCGUAUUCGAGUGGCUUGAUCGAUAUCGAAGUUACGCGAGUGGCAGCGAGAAUUGAGCCUGGAUCACUCUCUCACAUCGCAGAGUUGAGUCAUCUGAAGCUUCAAGUUUGGAUGAAGUGGGACUGUCAGAGUGACCCCAUGAUGCAUUACCUCUAUCCUAUUGAGUUUGUGAGUGCUGACAACACAGACGAGCGAUUUGUCUUGAAUCUACCGAGCCCAACUGAGAUACCCCCUUCUGAAACCGACAGCACGAAUCCCUUCCAAGUCUAUCAAGCCACCAAGUUGUCCAUUUUCAUCAAGGGAACAAUUUGUCCUCCAGAUCCAGAGAACGGCGACGUAAAUGACGGCUGGUCUAAGCGUGACAUGGCAGCUCGAACGGCUGUCGUACUGUACAGCAAAAGCGUUGAGUGGCUUAUUGGAUUUGGCCGCGUGUAUCAGAAGAUACCGCAGUAUCCACUGCCUCGACGUCGAGAUAACACUGGGGUUCGAUUUGUCUAUCCUUCUACAGACAUUUUGAGUAUUCUCGAAGGUGUGACGAUCGAGGAAUUUGACUUGAUUGGACUGGAUGUGGCUCUGUAUGCGAGUGAAAAGAAUUCUGUUGGCGUGCGAGCUUUUCUUGACGAUGAGAUCAGUUGUUCUGCGCGGCGGCUUUCGUUUAAUAUAGAAGAAUGGAUGUGGAUUGUUCACGAUGUGAAUGUGGAUGCUCGUGAUAUUCAAGUGCGAGUAUGCACACCUGAGUCAGGGAGCAGAGGCGAGUCGCUCGUGUCCAUAAAGCACGUAUCAUUGAUCGUUGGAGGCGGCCCGGAACGGGCUCCAACGCAUGAUAAUAGUCUGAUGAAACUGCACAGUCCACCGCCAAUGAAGCGUAAUACCAAUGCCCAACCUUUUAGUUUUUCCCAGGCAACAACUGCGGUGGAGGUGAAAGAACGAUCAAAGCAAAGCAUCCUUGAGUACUUUGACAUUCCACACGAGAAUCCAUUUAGCUAUCGCGAAUCCGACAGCGACAAAGAAGAGGAAUUGGACAUAACUGAAGCUACAGUGGCUGAGAGCGAAGUGGAGGAAUGUCAGAGUCAAGUUUUGGAUGAAUUUCGACGUGCUGGAUUCUUACUUGGCUUGCUAUCGAAGGAUGUUCGGGUGACUAUCACAAUGGUGGCGUUAGAAUCUCUAGUAGACAUCGCAGACACGUGGGUGCAAGUAAUAACCACAAGCUUACCAGAGCUCUUUAAGUUCACGUCACUGGCCCAAGAUCCGAAAUUCAGCGGCAUUUGCCUCCAGGGCGGCGCUGAUGCUCCCGUAAGUCCACACAACCACCCGUUCGAACCAACACCGUACUCCAAUGCAGAUUCUGUGCGUCCCGUUCGGAAGAAAUCUAGUUUGGUGGUAAGCCAGUUGGAGCGAAUUCGAAGUAAGGAAGAGACCUCGCCACCUCGACCCACAAACGCGAAGCUGGUCCAGGCAUUCAUCAUGGUCAAGUUCGAAGACUGUCAGAUCAGUGUUCAAGACCAACUCCACAAAGGGUCUGUGCUGUUGGCCUUAAACUCUGGUACACUACAACACGCUGUUUCGUCGGAUUCUGGUCAUGAACGUAUCGACUUGAAUGUCGACGGCUUUCAGGUUUUCACAGCGCCGCUAGAUGUUGACGUAAAGUCACAUGCUGUUUGGCUUAAAGCACUCGCAGAUGCGUCGUAUUGUCCUAGUUCUUAUGGACUAUUACGACAAGUGAUCGCGCCAAUUCCUGCCCAGGUUACGAUUUGGGUCGAUCGUGAAAAGAACGUCGUCAAGAACAAAGUCAAGUUGGACAUACCAACCAUCGAAGUGCAGGUCAAUCUAGCGUCCAAGAGCAUCCUUGAGAAGCUUACAACAACUGCAACUGAGCUCGUGAAUGCCAAGCUAGCCGAGAAGAAGAGUCACGAUCGAUCGCAUCUUCUUCAUAGCUACCAGAGGGAGGCUCAGCAUCGAGGGCGAUCUCUGCAUCAGCUUCUGGCUUUGAAAAAGCAACUCAAGUGGAAAAUCGCAGCAUUGGAAUGGCGACAAAUGUGUGGCUGGGAUUACCGCAUGAACGAGCGAGCAAUGGCUGCUGUAUCAGCGACAGAGAGUGCUCGAAGUCUACCAUUUGAGCUUGAAACAUUGCCAUUAUUUCAACGACGUUCCAUGUCGUCGGCUUCUGUAUCUUCCGUGGCAACAAACUUUAGUUUGAUGGGCUCUACCGCGACAAAAUACUACGAAGACGAGCAAUUUACGGAUGAAUUGCAACAGAUGACUCAACAAUUCGAGAUACUUACCGAAUUGACGCACUUGAUGGCCAUCGAGCUCCAAAAACAGCUUAAACCAGGCCCACUACUCAACUUAGACAUCGAGUUUACACUCGAUCGCGCUUCAUUGACGCUAAGCGGUGAGAAUGUCGACAUCAUUCGGGCUCAAGUAGGGUCGUUGAGCUUCAAGAUGCUGUUGCUUGAGGACCAUUCGGGCAAAUUCGCGCUGACUUUGCAAGAUUUAUCCGUCAAGAACCUCAGUCCGGCAACUCCUUAUCCAGAUAUGCUGCUGCCAGUUUACUCGCAAGCGUGGGAAGGAGACGACAUGUUCUUUCGUGUUGAUGCCGAGAUCGCAAAACCGGUGGGAGGGAUCACUGUCGUCCAGCAUUUCGAGAUCAACGUACACCCGAUUCAAGUUUGCAUCACUCAAGAAGUGAUCAUGCAGUUAGUGACCUUCUUCUCACCUCCUGACGCCUCGAAUAGCACAAAAGAUGUCCAACGAGAGGAAGUUCGAUCUCAAUUCUUGCAGGUUCGAACGAGUAGUUCUUCCAGCGAUGGACGUGUUGGUUCGGCUAUCAUCAAGGCUGUCAAAGUCGCUGGUAAAGCGGCCGCCCACCCUCUCAGUCUUGGACGUACCCAUCGUGAUGAAGAGCUGCUGUCUUCUGGCCGUAAGGCCAAGCGCGGUGCACUGCACCAAGUACCAGAGGACCCAACGCAGUGGAUUGCUAAGCUGGCGAACUUGUCUGAGGGCAACGAAUUGCCCUUCUUUAACUCAACCGAUGAAGCUGAACAGCAUCAAUCUGAGUCUGCGGAGCGAGAAGUGAAAGACCGAGCCAAGAACGGCAUUCUCUUCAAACGUAUUCGCCUGGGAGCAGUUGAGGUGGUGUUGACGUACAGACACAAGAAGAGCAACUUGGGUAAUAGCAGCACACCUCAUCUGCACUUACCACACGCGUCGCAGCCUCAAGCUUUGGAAGAUAUGCGAGGCUUCGAAGUCAAGACUCGAGCUCUUGUGUAUUGCGACAAGACGUGCUCUCCCUUGGAUCUUUUACUGCGGAUUCGGCGUGAUAUUUUACUCGACGUGCUAUCCCAAGUCGGUCGUAACUUCACCAACAUUGGCAACUUUUUACGAGACCAGUUUGAUACGUCUCGUUGGGCGGCAUUUGAUGCGCUGGCACCUUUAAAGUCGCUUUCCACGACGGUGUCGUCGCUGACGGCCAAGGAUACUUCUAGGACAUCCUCCGGGACAUCGUUCCGACCGACCGAGCUACUCAACGCGCGAAGCGGGUCUGCGUCCAGUGACCAUUACGAUGCUGAUACUUCAGCUCCGUCUACUCCAACAUCAGCGGGUUCUGCUCAUCCCAAGCAAGCCAAGGCCAAGCGCUCGUUGGCAAAGCUCUUCUCCAGGAAAAAAUUGCCCUCUAGUCCAUUGCCCUCUCCACAAGCAGAUCUAUAG